Molecule: messenger RNA, 2994 nt
Organism: Haliotis rubra (blacklip abalone)
Lineage: Eukaryota; Metazoa; Mollusca; Gastropoda; Lepetellida; Haliotidae
Exons: 11
Coding region: 317-2284 (655 amino acids)
Biological process (GO): signal transduction
Source: RefSeq, a predicted model, not a curated record
UGCGCUGAAACAGAACGCACUUCACUGACUACCUAUGCGUGCGGUUCGUCAAUUCAAUCCAAACUGUAUUCAGACAGUGGGAACAGCCCACAAUACCGAGACGAGCCGGCCUCAUUCAGUCUCUAAACUCGGCCUAUCCAUUGUAUACACGUUGUCAAGGUGCCUUUCUUCUUUAAAUGUGAAACAAGAAAUGAUAUCGUUGAACCUUAAUGACAUGCCGAGAUUGGUCAUAUCCGAGGAAUAUGUGUUCAGGACGUUAAAGGAUAUUUCAGCUGACAAUUGUUUGAGAAUCAGCAUGCACAGGUAACACUUCAAAAUGGGCAGUUCAAGUAGCGCGUCAAGGCCACCACGCAGUGUUUCCCACAAAGACCCCAGAAGUCCCAUCCGACAUUCAAGACAUGACGCGGGAACCAUGGAAACAGCCGCUAGCGACGACAAGACACAGACGAUGGAUCUUCUACUUCCAGCAUAUAACGAAGAUGACGUCAAAACGGCCCAGAACCUGCAGAAAGACCACCCAGAGUUGUUCUAUGUGUUUGAAAAAAUGCACGCACUUGUAGAGAAGCUAGAAGAGAAUCAAAAGUCCCAAUGGCAGUGGAUUGAACUCGAGGAAAGUAUUGAAUCCAGCAUGGAAAGUUCAUAUUUUGAUCAUUAUGAAAAGAAGCGGAUUUUGGGGAGGUACAUGGCCUUGCUUCGAGCUGCAAAUCCCUUUACCGAGGCAUAUGGUGAUGCACUUGGUGAAGCCGGUCUCACAGCAUUCACUGCCAGAACUGUUAAAUCCCACGCAGCAGAUGCGCCUCUUGGGUUCCUCGUCACGCUGAGAUCAGUGUUGCUGAACUAUACUGAUUCCAGUUUAUACUUCUGUGAAAAACUUGCUGAUAGUGGUAUCUUCAAAUAUUUUGUUGACGAUCUAAAGCAAUCCCGUGAACAUGUGGCGGACUUCGAUGAUGGGGCCGACGAUUGUUUUGUCGCUUCCAUUGGGGUGCUGUACAACUCUGCCCGAAAUCCUGCCAUCAGACAGACUUUAAGGAACCUGGACACCGUGUCUGUUCUCUUGCCAUUCCUUAAAUCCAAAUCCGAAAAGGUGCGGAUGUUGGUUCUUCUCAGUCUCGCUAAUAUGUUGGAUGAAGACCAAAACGACCUUCUUUUGGCUGAUGAUUCUGUGUUUGACUUCAUUCUGUUUGUAUUGGAUCGAGCCUGGAAAUAUUCAAAUCAUCGAUUCGAUGGCUUCAGUGUUGAAGAAUUGAUAGAUGGAAUGACAGGGUUGGCCAAGAAUGACUCCAACAAGACUCUGCUGGUGAAGAAGGGGGUGUUGCCAAAGAUGAUGCUUGUGAUAAAGAACAGCAGCAGUGGUGAGGAGAUCGAGAAGGCUGUCAAGUGUGUUUGGGAACUGUCUUUUAACGAAGAGAACAGGAAAGAUUUCAAUGAAAACAAGGAGCUAAUGGAUUUACUAAGGAAGUGUAAGAAUUCCUCGGAUAAGGCCGUCGCCAAAGCAGCAGAAGGAGCUCUUUGGGUUCUGCAGAUGAAGACAAAAGACGAAAACAAGAAAAAUCUCAAAGAAGACAAGAAAGACAUAUCCGGUCACGUGAUGAUUAGUUACAACUGGGGCGACCAGAAGACGCUUCUCCAGGUGAAGGAACUACUGAAGGCUGACGGUUAUAAUAUUUGGAUGGACGUCGACAACAUGGGAGGGUCCACACUGCAGGCGAUGGCGGAGGCCGUUCAGAACGCUUCUGUGGUGUUGGUGUGUAUGUCGGAGAGAUACAAAGAGAGCCAAAACUGUAGAUCAGAGGCAGAGUACGCAUUCUCGCUACAGAAGACCAUCAUCCCCUUAUUGAUGCAGAGGGAGUAUAAGCCAGAUGGUUGGUUAGGGAUGAUAAAAGGAACCAAGCUUUUCUUCGACUUCAGCGGAAAAUACGACUUUAAUAAGAAGUUGAUAGAACUCAGCAGAGAGUUAGGAGAGAGAGGCAAGGGUCUUGAAGCUGAUGCUGUUGAUGGUGAGGUGAGGACGACCGCUCCCGUCCUGAAAGCCGCAGCUGUGGACGCAGCAAGAGGCCCAACAACUGCCGCUUGGUCCAACAAAGACGUGCACAACUGGCUAGUGAAGUCCGGCCUCAACAGGCACUCCUCGCUGAAAGGUCUCUGCGGUGAAGAUUUGGUAUUCCUUAAGAAGCUUUCCUACAAGGCGCCGGAGUUCUUCUACACGUAUGUCAAGGACGAUCUCCAGCUGAACGACCUGAGAGACAUAAGGAGGUUCAGCGAAGCAGUGGAACGUCUUAACUGACUACACCACCUGUGGCGUACAGGACUUGUUAGCGACGUGGUGCACGCCUAGCGUAUGACUCGAACAGGUGUCAUAGGAAAUAUACACCUGGAAAACACUGCAGUUCUGUUGUUAUGUCUACAUAUGACAACGGCCUCGCUUUAGAGCCGUUGUGCCAGCACUGACUGGAUUCUUGCGCUAUAGAAAUUCUUAGUUGAUGAGGAGUGAGUGAGUAUGGUUUUACGCCGCUUUUAGCAAUAUUCCAGCAACAUCACGGCGGGGGACACCAGAAAUAGGCUUCACACAUUGUACCCAUGUGGGGAAUCGAACCCGGGCCUUAGCGUGACGAACGAACGCUUUAACCACUAGGCUACCCAACCGCCCCGACAACGGCCUCAGAAUGUCAAAGUUCCCUAAUAUAUCGGAAGUUUGUAUAAAAUCUGUGAAUGUUCCUCCAAGUCAUCGCGAUAGAUAAUACGAUAGGCGUAGUUAGUGCGUGUCAUCCGGAUUCGAACCUAAAAGCAUACGUUUCUGGUGUACCCAAGGGGAGCAACUCUAUUUUCAGCACCUUAAACGUCAUGGCUACCCUUUUUAAACAAAAAUUAUUUUAUUCAUUUCAGCCAUUAUACAAAUAUUGCACAUUUUCACAAUGUUUCAUGACAGUAGGGGUAGGUUCAUUUUCACAAUAAACAUGGCAAUUUAAACAUGGUAGUUCUUUAGGCCAUUUACUU